This is a messenger RNA of Saccoglossus kowalevskii, 1977 nucleotides long. Its product is annotated as monocarboxylate transporter 12-like. The record is from RefSeq and is a predicted model, not a curated record. Gene Ontology annotation, molecular function: monocarboxylic acid transmembrane transporter activity. Lineage: Eukaryota; Metazoa; Hemichordata; Enteropneusta; Harrimaniidae. Gene Ontology annotation, biological process: monocarboxylic acid transport; transmembrane transport.
AUGAAGCCUUCAAGGGCUAACCAUGAUUAUAACAGUUGGUAUGGAUGGGUAGUUGUACUUGGGUGUAUGUAUAUUCAAGCUGUUAUUGUAGGUGGCCUAGUUGGUUCUAGCAUGUUUUUCGUGUUAUUCUCUGAAUACUUCAAAAAAGGUGUUGGAAGGACCUUUGCAGUCCAGUCACUCCAAGCUUUAGUGGGAACUUUGGCAGGACCAUUUGCCGGUGGUUUAUCUAAGCGGUUUGGUUGUCGUCCACUGGUAGUGUCUGCAGGAAUUAUAGCAGUUGUUGCUAUAAUCUUGACUUCAUUUGCAACCAGCUUGGAUGGCAAAUGGUUUGUCUUGACAGUCUUCUUACGAUAUUUUCUUACAUGGUGGAGUGCAAUUGAAUUGAUUCCCAUUGCUAGUCAAGAUGUAGAGGAUAUUACAAUCUUAAGCUGUGGAGUGAUCUCUAUGCAGAUACGGAUUAUACAUCCCGACAUGACCAUGAAUCAUUCAAAAGCCAAACAAGAUUCCAGUUUAUAUAAAUGGGUUGUUGUCAUUGGAUGUAUGUACAUACAAGCUGUAAUUGCGGGUAGCAUCACUGCUUCAACCAUGUUUCUAGUAUUAUUCGCAGAAUAUUUCCAAAAAAGUGUUGGCGAAACAUUUGCAGUAUCAUCACUCCAGUUUUUGGUUCGUACUUUGACAGCCCCCUUUAUUGGUGGUUUAACUAGGCGGUUUGGAUGUCGUCCAAUGGUAAUAGCUGCAGGAAUUAUAUCAACUAUUGCGGUCAUAUUGACCUCCUUUGCAACCAGCUUGAUGUGGGUAUACAUUACGUAUGGCGUGAUGUUAGGUUUGGCAUUUUCGUUGAUGUAUGGUCCAUCGAUCGUGAUCGUCGGACAGUACUUCACACGGCGACAUGCAUUGGCGAAUGGGAUGGUGUUCACUGGUGUUGGGAUUGGAAUGAUGGCCCUACCACCUUUAUAUCAGAUGUUAAUUGAAACAUAUGGGUGGCGGUCGGCAUUGGUUGUGAUAUCGGGUAUUUACAUGAAUAUCAUUGUUUCUGGAAUGCUGAUGAAACCACUAAAUUCAGAUGACACAGUGGGUCAAGAAGCGGAUUUCAAUCGAGUACAAGAUAACCAAUCAACUCAUAAUGGAGACACAUUUGAAUCAACGGAUAUCACGGACGAGUGUAGAGUUACACAAGGUGACGAUAUGACAUACAAUGAAGUAAGAUCAAACAUUGAGCAUAACAAAGUUGGCGAGGUAAAACAUGCAGCAGUAAGAUCCAGAAAAUCACAGAGAUGCUCAGUACUACGGGAAAACCUCAAUAUUACAUUGUUGCGACAUAAUUCAUGGUUGCAAGUAAUGUGCGUUGCUGGUGUAUUCCUAGGUUUUGGGUAUAUUAUUGGAUUGGUUCAUUUUGUGCCAAAAGCUGUUUCUGAAAAUAUAGAAAAGCUCGACGCUGCAUUCCUAAUGACUAUUAUGGGAAUCACAAGUUUAGUAGGAAGAUGUUUGCACGGAUGGUUUGUCGAUUUAGGAUACUUCUCUCCAGCGGUAGUGUUUGCAGUAUCACUCUCCUCUGCUGGAGCGUGUCUUAUGGGCAUGCCAUUAUCAAAUGGAUCUUAUGCAGUACUGGCCGCUGUGGCUGCUUGCUUUGGAUUUAGCGUUGGUGUAGGUAUGCCAAUUUAUGCUGUUACUCUGAAAGCUUGUGUAGGUGUUGAGCAUCUAUCAAAUGCACUUGGCUGGUAUAUACUAUUUAGUGGUAUUGGAUAUAUGCUUGGUGCACCUGUUGCAGGGUGGCUUUAUGAUCUAACGUCCAACUACAAUGUGUCUUUCAUAAUUGCCAGCUCAUCCAUGAUUAUUUCGGGGUGCAUUGUGUUUGUAAAGCUGGGAUGUCAGAAAUGGAAGUCAAAGAAAAUUUAUGAACAGGAAACGAAAUGCCAAGAUAUUCCAGUUUCAGGAAACCAAUGCGGAACAGAGAUUAUUCAUAGUGCACGUGCAUGA